GGAAGCACUGCGUCUCCUCAAACUACAUUCUGUACUUGUCAGGAGUAGGAAAGAAGGAAGAGAUCAGAGAGAAGCUUUACGAGCACAGGUCAAAGGCGUUAUGAACAGGAUGCUGCCGCUGGAGGUACUCACCGUCGGCUCCAUGGUGGUCGAUACAGUGUCUGAGGUCACCACCCUCCUGCUGCUGCUGCUGCUGCUGAUGCUGCUGCUCUUCACCGCCUGGAGCCGAUCAAACCGGUCACACAUCCCAGGUCCUCUCUUCUUGGCAGGACUCGGCCCAAUUCUCUCCUACAGCAGAUUCAUGUGGACCGGCAUAGGAACAGCCAGCAACUACUACAACAACAAGUAUGGCAGCAUUGUCCGCGUCUGGAUCAACGGCGAGGAGACCAUCAUUCUGAGCAGGUCUUCAGCAGUGUAUCACGUUCUGAGGAGCGCCCACUACACAGCCAGAUUUGGGAGCAAAACAGGGCUGCAGUGCAUUGGGAUGGAAGGGAGGGGUAUCAUUUUCAACAGUGAUGUCCUCCUCUGGAAAAAAGCGAGGGCCUAUUUUUCUAAAGCUCUGACAGGCCCCGGCCUCCAGAGGACAGUGGGAAUCUGCGUGAGCUCCACAGCCAAACACCUGGACAGCCUGCAGGAGACGACCGACCCCUCCGAACACGUGGACUCUCUCAAUCUGCUGCGAGCCAUAGUGGUGGACAUCUCCAACAGGCUUUUCCUCAGGGUGCCACUCGACGAAAAGGACUUGCUGAUGAAAAUCCAUAACUACUUUGAGACCUGGCAGACGGUUCUCAUAAAGCCUGACAUAUUCUUCAAGAUUGGAUGGCUGUACAACAAGCACAAGAGAGCAGCCCAGGAGCUGCAAGACGUGAUGGAGAGCCUUCUUGAAAAGAAAAGAAAGAUCCUAAAUGAGUCUGAGAAGUUGGAUGAGGAUCUUGACUUUGCAACAGAGCUCAUCUUUGCUCAGAACCUCGGAGAGCUUUCGGCGGAUAACGUCAGGCAGUGCGUGCUGGAGAUGGUGAUUGCAGCGCCUGACACGCUUUCCAUCAGCCUCUUCUUCAUGCUGAUGCUGCUGAAACAACACCCAGACGUAGAGCUGAGGAUAGUGGAGGAGAUGAACACUGUCUUGAGUGAAAAAGGUGCAGAGAACAUCGAUUAUCAAAGCUUGAAAGUGCUGGAGAGCUUCAUCAAUGAGUCUUUGAGGUAUCAUCCUGUGGUUGAUUUCACGAUGCGAAAAGCUCUGGAGGACGACAUCAUCGACGGCACUGAAAUUACAAAGGGAACCAACAUCAUUCUCAACAUUGGUCUGAUGCAUAAGACUGAAUUUUUCCCAAAACCUAAAGAGUUCAGCUUGACCAACUUUAAUAAAACAGUGCCCAGUCGUUUCUUCCAGCCCUUCGGCUGCGGGCCUCGUUCCUGCGUGGGCAAACACAUCGCCAUGGUGAUGAUGAAGGCCAUCCUGGUCACUCUGCUGUCUCGUUAUACUGUGUGUCCUCGCCCAGGGUGCACCCUCAACAGCAUCAGGCAGACCAACAACCUGUCGCAGCAGCCCGUGGAGGACGAGCACAGCCUGGGCAUGUGCUUUAUCCCCCGAACGACACAAAUCCCACAGAGCUGA
Messenger RNA from Chelmon rostratus (copperband butterflyfish), 1615 nucleotides. RefSeq names its product aromatase-like. The transcript has 10 exons. NCBI's taxonomy places the organism in Eukaryota, Metazoa, Chordata, Actinopteri, Chaetodontiformes, Chaetodontidae. The record is from RefSeq and is a predicted model, not a curated record. The coding region runs from base 101 to 1615 and encodes 504 amino acids. Gene Ontology annotation, molecular function: heme binding; oxidoreductase activity, acting on paired donors, with incorporation or reduction of molecular oxygen; monooxygenase activity.